Molecule: messenger RNA, 1503 nt
Organism: Oikopleura dioica
Lineage: Eukaryota; Metazoa; Chordata; Appendicularia; Copelata; Oikopleuridae
Source: the annotation of a GenBank genome assembly
AUGAACUCUUUCGCCGACCUGAAGGCGAACAACAACGCGAGCGCAGAUGGAAACCGCACUGUUUCGAUGAGUUCAAAAGAAUUCGAAAAAUCUGGUUCGGACGAAGAUUUAACCCGAAUGCUGUCGAUGGUGGCACUACCGAAAUCCGGAACCAGUUCUGGAGCACCAGUACAAACAAGCCUUCAACCGUCGAUGACGAUCGGAAAAGAUAAAAUCGUCUGUGGAUCAUGCAAUGGCUGUUUUUACAUUUCGGAACUUGCUGAGUUUCUAGCACACAAACGAAACUGUGGAUCUUCUUCUGAAAACGCGAAAAAGGCCGACAACUCAACGGGUUCUUCCAGUGAUCUGACGCCUUCGGGCAGCGAAAACCAGUCAGUUUCUUCUCCUCAACCAGCAAUAAAAAUUGAAGAAGAAGAGUCGAUCAAGCUCGAAAAGCUCGAAAAUGACAAGGAAGCAAAGUCGCCAAUCCAAUCUGAACAACAGGAAGAGUCCCAAAAUGAUGUCACGGUCGACGUAGACGAAGAAAAUCCCAAUGAUGAUGAAGACGUAGAGGCUGAUGUUGAAGAAGUGUCGACUGAUGGCGAAAGAUUACAGUUGUCCUCUCCUGUUUUGCGCAACGAGCUCAACUCAGAAGGGGCUCAAUCUCGAUGCUCAAGAUCGGAUUCUGAUGUAAAGUCUCUCUCAUCAGAGAACCAACUGAAGCGUAAAUACUCGCACACAAUCGCUGAUAUCAUUCCGGACAAGACCGCUCGACGGGACGAUUCCUCUUCGGACGUCGAGGAGAUCGCUUCCACGCCGCCGAAUUCCCGACUAGCGACCAGUUCUUACCCGUGGCCUAAUACUGCUUUUCAACCUACUAUUCGAGGGCAGAAUCUGAAUGGUAUUCCUGGUUUAGCAGCGCAUCAAGCAGUCAACCCAGGACUGAUGGAAGCAAUAACGCGGGCAAGACAGGGUGUUCCAACUAUUCCGUCACAAGUAAACCCCCUUGGCUUGGCUUUACGAGUUCAGCAGCAACUCCAGGCAAACGCUCUCUACAACAUGCUCAGACAACAGCAUCAAGUGAAGAGUCUUCAAAACCUUCGACAACAUCAUCCUACUGGAAUCAACCCUCGAAUAAAUGCACCACCACUUCAAUUCCCGCCCCCUCAAUCUCAAGCUCGCAGGCGACCAAAUGGCCACAAGAAUGAUCGAUGCGAAUACUGUGGAAAGGUCUUCAAAAACACGUCAAAUUUGACCGUUCAUAGAAGGAUGCACACAGGAGAGAGGCCCUAUAAAUGCAAACUAUGCGAUUACGCUUGCGCACAGAGCUCAAAGCUUACGCGUCACAUGAAAACCCAUGGUUCGUCACGAGAGCACCAACAUAAAUGCGAGAUCUGUGGCGUUCCCUUUGCUGUUUUCUCGACGCUCGAAAAGCACAUGAAAAAGGAACAUGCUGACCAGCUCAACGAGCGAAUGCAUGGGCAUUUUCUGACGAGUGCUCAAAAUGGAAGCCCUUCGAAAUAG